Emericellopsis atlantica is the source of this 372-nucleotide messenger RNA. RefSeq lists its product as uncharacterized. Bases 1 to 372 code for a protein of 123 amino acids. The transcript is spliced from 2 exons. The record is from RefSeq and is a predicted model, not a curated record. NCBI's taxonomy places the organism in Eukaryota, Fungi, Ascomycota, Sordariomycetes, Hypocreales, Bionectriaceae.
AUGGUCACCUCGAAGAAGAUGCCCUUAAACUCCUACUCAAGCCCGACCUUGCUUCUACUUUCCUGUCUUAUCAUCCUCCUCGUUGCAUACCUCUUCACCAAGAACACAUACACUACUAGCUCCGUCAACAUGCCUCUCGUCACCGGCCAGUCCACCAACCCCUCCAACCCUACCGAGGAGUGGCAGAACAAGCUUGUCGGCAAGACCCUCCACGACCAGGAGUCGGGAGCCACAACAUUUUGCAAGAAAGACCUUCCAGAGGGAUGCCGCGUCAUCAAGCCAGGCACCAUGGUCACCAAGGACUUUAAGGAGGACCGCCUGAACGUGCACCUCGACGACGAAGGCAUCGUCACCCAUGUUCUGCACGGUUAA